AUAAGCUGCCUACAAGCAUCUCUCUCCAGCAUUCAGCGUUUACUUUGGCGUUGAAUAACUGCACCAAUAACGCUGUUGCCGACAGAGAACAGAGAGAGUGAGAGAGAGGAUGGCGUCAAGGUCAUUUGAGGGUAACGGGGUACGCUGACAGUAAGAGCGCCCCAAAGGAAGCCAUAUUUUGCACAAUAAUCUUAUUAGAUGCAAAACUAUCAAAUCCUGAAAGCUUUAAUUUCUCAAUCAAUUCAUGAUGUUACGCGCACCCUCUUGCAGCAUCGGUAUAAUGGAUAGUAAAUUAUACAUUAUGUGCUAUUUCUAUCCUGCGCUCUUAUACUCAACCCAUUACAAAAUGACAGUGCGGAUCCCUCUGCAAGAACGCCCAUCAAGCCUUCCCCAAGACACCGCUAUACCGGCAAGCACACAGUCAAUGACGCGGAUAAUAAACGAAUGAUGCGAGCUGUUGUCCCUGGCAAUGGGAAUACUGCUGCUGCACGUGCCUGUAACACUGCAAUAAUACACAUCCACGCGCGGAGCACAAAUUAAGCUCUGCUGGGCUGGCUGGGCGCACCAGUGACCUUAUCGAUUUUCACAGACGGCUUCUGGCGGGUGUCAAAUCCAGAGGUGAAUGUACUCUAGCAAUCCAGGUUAAAAAGGGAAAGACUGAACCAUUUUGUGAGUGAUGUGAGAAUUAACUCAAUCAUGCACCAGCAUAUGCAAGUGCCACCCUUGGAGGGAAAAGUUCGCUGUAAUUAUCUAAAUCUGCCUCUGAUUAAUGGGGACAGACUGAGGACAGCUAAGACACUAGUGGACAAAGCAAUAAAGGAAAAGAAAGUGUUCUCAGUGCAAGGCCCAUAUCCUGUAAUCCGCGCAGGCCUGCGUGCAAGAGGAUGGGUGGAGCGGCGACUACCACGGCCUUCUUUCCCACAGCCCCGUCGACAUGAUCCUGAAACGGAAGCCACAGAUGAGGGUGGCAGCAGUGAUGAUGAUGAGUUAGGAGAGGAGGGAGAGAGGGACGAUGAAGCAGAUGAUCUGUACGACCUAAUGUCACGGUUGGUUCGCAAUGAGACCCCGUAUUUCUACUGGACAACAAAGAGGGAUUCAAUCGACUGCCGGUCUUUACGUAAAGAUCAGAUGACCAAUCAUUACGCAAAGUCGGGAUCAUUUACCACCAAGGUUGGUUUGUGUUUGAAUUUGAGAAAUCUGCAGUGGUUUGAUGAAGCAGAUCCUGAUACAUUCUUCCCACGCUGCUACAGACUGGGGGCGGAGGAUGAGAAACAUGCUUUUAUUGAGGACUUUAGACGGACUGCAUGCACAAGUCUACUGCUGUAUAUUUUGGAGAAGUAUGGUGGGGAUUCAGAGUGGGAGAGAAUAGGAGAGGUGCAUGAUGCUAAGUCUCAUGGUCCGAGCAAGCGGCGUAAACAGCACACCAAUCAGAGGGUUGGAACUUCAUUAAUUGACAGUGCAUUACAUGUAUGCCAGGAGCAUCUGAACAGUUUAGAACACUGUGACAUAGACAUCACUUUGGAAACAACCCCUACCCUCUCAGAGCAACAGUGGAAGGUGUUUCUUCAGAAUUAUUAUUUAGUUAUUCAUGAAGGACUGAUGAUAGAGGGCUGUGAAGAAUAUGUAGAGCGUUGUAAAUGCAUGCUGGAACAGAUGCGUCAAGUUUGCCCUCAGAUGGAGACUGAUGGACUCUGCAACAUCUGGAUCAUUAAACCUGGGGCCAAGUCACGAGGCAGAGGUAUAAUGUGCAUGAACAAGUUGGAUGAGAUGUUGAGUUUGGUAGAUGGAGACCACGGCAUCAUGAAGGACAGUAAGUGGGUGGUGCAGAAGUACUUGGAGCGGCCCCUCCUCGUGCAUAACACUAAGUUUGAUGUAAGGCAGUGGUUCCUGGUCACAGACUGGAACCCUCUUACUGUGUGGUUCUACCGUGAGUGCUACCUCCGUUUUUCUACCCAACCUUACUCCACUCAUACAUUGGACAGCUCUGUACAUCUUUGCAACAACUCCAUCCAGAAGCAUUUUCAGCCAAGCCCAGAUCGCAAUCCUUCUCUACCUGCUGAGUGCAUGUGGUCGUGUUCGCAGUUCUGCUCCUGGUUGGCUGCUUCAGGCCGUGGUGGUCUGUGGGAAGGGGUGGUGGUUCCAGGUAUGCAGAAGGCUGUUAUCCAAACUCUCUUGACUGCACAGGACAGUGUGGAACCUCGUAAAGCCAGUUUUGAGCUCUACGGAGCUGACUUUAUGCUGGGGCGUGAUUUGAGACCUUGGCUAUUGGAGAUCAAUGCCAGCCCCACCAUGGCACCCUCCACAGGAGUCACAGCUCGACUCUGCCCCGCUGUACAGGAAGACACUUUGCGGGUGGUGCUGGAUCGACGCUGUGACCGCAACACUCACACUGGUGGCUUCCAGCUCAUAUACAAACAGGCAGCAGUAGAAGUUCCUCAGUAUGUGGGAGUGAAUCUUCUCAUAGAGGGGACUUCAAUCAGACGUCCCCGUGCCCCUAUUUACAAGCCUCUCAUUCAGUCUCACCCUGAGCCGCUAUCAAAAUCCACCAAUCACAAGCCUUCACUUAUAAGCAGCCAUUGCACUUCUGGCAAGGAGAAUCAAUCAGAAAAGAUAAAAAAGGCUUGGCCUACCCUCCCUUCCCGUAAAGUCACAUUGGAGCAAUCUUCAACCUUUUACCCUAAACUGAGGAAACGUCCCCACAGACUAGUCUUACCUUCAAACUGUUGUGUUCUUCCCAACCCAGCAGAACUUCAUCCACAAAAGCUCUCACCCACUCUAGCCCAGCCCGAUCACCCUCACACACACAGGACACGCAGCAACCUUCCAUCUCUUUACCGCCCAACCCCCUCACUGGACGUGAUCAGCAUACGACCUAGACAAACUCUCACCUCCUGUCGCUACAAACACGACAUACACACAGUCAAUAUAUCUUAUCCAGUCCUACCUAUGCAGCAGCACCUUUCACUAAACCAUAGACGGACCACGGACACUUUUACAAAGAGAGAAGGGCCGAAGUCAUCCUGAGGAACCUUUUGGAGAACAUGAUUUCAUUCAAACAGAUUCUAACCUAAAUGGAAUGAAUAUGUUUUAGACUGCAUCAAUUGUAUUGUGAGUUUAUCUUUAAAUACACUGGAUUCAAAACCCAUAUACCUUAUCAAUCUACCAUCAGAAAUAAGAAGGAGAACAGCAUAUUAGUUGAGGAAGCACCUUUUUACUGAUUAAGAGCACUUAAAAAAAAAAAUCUGUCAUUAUUUACUCUUAUAUCCUAAUGCGUAUCCAAAACUGAAGAUUCUUCCUGUGGAACACAAAAGGAGAUCUUAUGCAUAAAAUUGGCUGAUCUGGUCUCUUCCAUAUAAUGGAGGCAUACACCAAGGUUUAAAAAGGACCAAAAAGCACCACAUAGCGUAUUUGACUUGUGCUCUCUACUUCAAAUCUUCUGAAACCAUGCAACAGCUUUUAAUUUUUGACUCUUUUAUGGAUAAAGACACAUUUUUUAACAUAAAUUAAUUAAAUUCAAUGUGAGAUAUACAGUAGUACUAUUAUGGAGUGCCUAAUUCUGUAUUAUAUUGAUAUGGGCAACCUUUCACCGGUGCUAUGUUUGAUGAUUAUUAGCAUGGUCACUGUCAACUGUGGUGUACUGACUGUAGUAUUAAUCUAUGGUGCUGAAUUUUGUAUUCUAGAUGUCAGGAUGUUUCCAUAUGAGCUGACUGUUGACAAUGUUAAUUAUUGGAAACACUAGUUUUCAAAUUUUUGCAAUUUGAAGUUAGCUUAGUAGAUGUUUUAUAUAACUCAUGCCUUUAACCGUUAACCAAACUCACCACUAGAUGGAGCUAGCAUUCAUUCUUUUAAUCUUUCUCAUUUUUGUCAGUGCUUAUCAUAAAGUAGUAUCAUAUGAAUUGCAUGCUAAAUCCAUUAUCAUGGAUACAUUUGUUAUAAUAUGCGAUUAAUACCAUUUUGCAUGUCAUAAUGUCAACAAAAAGAAUGGGUUUUUGGGACAUUUUUGCAUAAACUUGAUCAUCCUGAUGAACCUCUACAAUAAAAAGCACUUGAAAAUCACAAAUAUUAUUUUUGUUAAUUGAUUUUUUUUUAUUCUUUAAUUUUUUUUGAGAACUUAUGCUUUCACCUGUCUCUGUUCUUAUUUUCUAUAUGAAUUACAUAAUUUUUUAUUUAAUUAUUUUUACCCAUUGAUAAAGAACUUUUAUAAUGUUUACAUUGAACUGCAAUUCAGAGACAUUGCAUUUUUAUUUAUUAUAUUUUAUUAUUUUUACCCAUUAACUUACAUUCAUAUCAAAACAUUUCCUCAGUGUUUGCUUUCGACUGUAAUUCAGCGGUAUUGCACUAUACAAACACAAGCAAAUCGAGACAUGCUGAUCACUGUACUAUUAACAAACACUUACUUUGUACGCACACCCAUUAGCAGACACUAUAAAAAUUAUUGUUGCCAUGUAUUGCAGUUUUUUACUCCCUUUUACCUUCCAGCAGUUCUCA
This is a messenger RNA of Ctenopharyngodon idella (grass carp), 4488 nucleotides long. RefSeq names its product tubulin tyrosine ligase-like family, member 3 (gene ttll3). Bases 697 to 3024 code for a protein of 775 amino acids. Gene Ontology annotation, molecular function: protein-glycine ligase activity, initiating. The record is from RefSeq and is a predicted model, not a curated record. The transcript has 14 exons. Gene Ontology annotation, cellular component: cilium. NCBI's taxonomy places the organism in Eukaryota, Metazoa, Chordata, Actinopteri, Cypriniformes, Xenocyprididae. Gene Ontology annotation, biological process: cilium movement; protein polyglycylation; cilium assembly.